GAGAGAGAGAAAAAAAAAACCGAGAAACUGACUGUCAAGACUUCGCCACUGCAGCAGACAGCAAAACAGAACUGCAGGCGGAAGUUGAGUGUCCGGGUUUGUUUCCAGUCUGCUAGAAGAAACCCAUUACCUAAUAUCUAAACCAAUUCUUUCAUUGUAAAACAAACAAACAAAUACAAAACAAAACAAAACAAACAAACAAAAAACACACCAAGGACAGUGUCGCUGGAAAACAAACGCAGUUGUGAAUUGCUUGGAUGGGAGAACUCGAAUUCGUUUGUUUGGAAGCUUGCCUGACAGACUUUCACGGUUGUCUCUUUCGUAUCGAAUCAUAGAAGCUGGGCUAGUCUGGUUCAUCCUUCAUCGGAUUUGCUUUAUCGCACGGGUUUUCUGUGAGCCACUUCCUUCUCGACUUCACAGAACAGACUGGCCUGUGUAUUCGAUCUGCUUCCUACUUCAACCUCCUUAAUUCUACCUCAGGUCUAAAGAGCAUUCCUCCUGUGUGUUUAUAAUUUGAAUUUAUGUUUUAUGACAAUUAAAUUACACAGAGACAGAGAGAAAAUCAAGAACCGCCGUGUAUCAGCGUGUUAUAUCGCACACAUCUUUAUUUUGGUUGUGUUUGUGGUGUCUGGUUACGCGUGGAAAUCAACCCAGCAUAAAACGUUGCAAGCAGGGAAUUGUACAUUUUGGCUUGGUUUACGUCUUUCGCGGAUUCUUGAUAAGGAGGGUCGAAUAAGCCAGGAAGCCCGUUUAAUUUACGUGGGUUGUGAAUUUUAUUAAUUUAUUUUAAUUGAUUAUUUUGGCGAUAUCUUUACACCAGAAUUGUUCUGUUUUAACAGUUUAAGAAGCUAUUUUUAUUUCUUAAAAUUUAACGUUUAAACAAAAAAGGUGGAGCUAGUUGUAUUGUAUGCUUUGUGACAAAUAAGAAUUGCCUGAUGAUAGUCUUAAGUAUUUAUAAUGUUUUUUAGUUUUUUUUCCUCACUGAUAGCUGUAAAAGGGCGUCGUUUUCUUACAUUAAGUUGACAUGAUUUUGAUUUCUUUACCUAUUUAUCAGUCCUUGUGCUCUCACUGCAUUUUACACUAGCACUUUCUUGUCGCGAUGACUUGAACAGAAGAGGCUUUUAAUAUUGCUAUAGAUAGUGUAAACAAUCCCCAGCAUUUAACAAUCAAGCAAAUAAGCUUAUCGGAUCAGAAAUAAUUCAUAAUUAUGGCAGAUCGCACUCGGAUCCGGUAUGGCAACAAUGAAGACAGUCCAACUGCAAGCCCUGCGACUGGACGGAAGAAAGUGCAUCAGUCCCCGACUUCUAGAACCAAGCAUUAUCUCAGCGUCCCAGGACACAGUUUUAGGAAGGUGACUUUAACCAAACCAACGUUCUGUCACCACUGUACCGAUUUCAUCUGGGGACUGGCUGGGUUUCUGUGUGAAGUGUGUAAUUUCAUGUCCCAUGAGAAGUGCCUGAAGCAUGUGAAGACUGUCUGCUCUUGGAUGGCUUCGACGUUAGUGCGGGUCCCAGUUUCCCAUUGUUUCAGUCCUCUUGGCCAGAAGAAGAAAUUCUGUUCGGUUUGUAGAAAGCAACUGGAGGAGAGCUCCGCCUUGCGCUGCGAAGUUUGUGAGUUGCAUGUCCAUGUUGACUGCUCUCUUUUUAGCUGUAGUGACUGUCGACAGUGUCACCAUGAUGGCCACCAAGAUCAUGACAUCUUUCACCACCACUGGAGGGAGGGCAAUCUCUCUUCUAGUGCACGCUGUGAAGUGUGCAAGAGGACCUGUGGCUCCUCAGAAGUGCUGUCUGGGAUGAGGUGUGAAUGGUGCGGAAUCACAGCACAUGCAUCCUGUUACAUCAUUCUUCUGCCAGAAUGUAAGUUUGGAAGACUGAAGAAAAUGAUUCUUCCCCCAAACUGUGUGCGUGUCAACUCCCGAAACUUCAGCAAAAUGCAGUGUUUCCGGAUCUCUGAAAGCUCUCAAAAAGAACCAGAUGACAGUGAUGAUGUUGAUCGCUCAGUUGCAGGGAACUUGAAAGAAACACAAUCCACCUCAUCAUCAGAUUCAAGUAAACAAACCCUAAAGAUAUUUGAUGGCAAUGAUGCAGUAAAGCGCAACCAGUUUCGCCUCAUAUCGGUUCCACGGAUCGCCAAAAACGAAGAAGUUGUGGAAGCAGCGCUGAAAGUUUACUACAUCCCAUAUGAGCCCCAAGACUACGAGCUCCAGAUAUACUGCCAACAGGUCCUGGUUAACGAGGAUAUCACCAACUGCAAUGGGGCCAUGGAGAACCCCAAGUCACAGUCUGUGUUUAAGGAGUCUAUGCCUGAGGCCUGGGUGCUCCAAGCCAAACCAAAGGAGAGCGAAGUCCUCAAGAUAUAUGCUGGAUGGUUAAAACUGGGAGUGGCAUACAUCUCCAUCUUGAUCACCAAGAAAAGCACUGUCGAGUCUGUCAUUAAAGAAGUUCUUCAGCAGUUAGGAAGAUCGGACGAAGACCCAGAGGGUUUAAGACUUGUAGAAGUACAUAUGGGGAGCAAGCAAGUUCAACGGCAAGUGCUGACGAACCAGGAACUUUUGCUGGAGAAACUUCAGGACAUCAGAAAGAACUCUAUUCGUCAAAUGAACCAAACCCGGUUCUACAUUGUGGAAAACAGGAACUCCGUGGUGCAGGUGAACCUGUUGGUGAGCGGACUACCAGUACAGUUGAAUGAAAAAGAAUACACUGAACUUCUUCAAGAACACCUCACUAUUAAAACUCAUCUAGUUUCUGUCAGUCAUGUUUACACAGGGCAAGGGGCUGUGAUACUGGAAAUAUCUUGCUUUUCUGAGGCAGAAAGAAUAUAUAUGCUAGCAAAAGAUACUACAAUCAACAGCAAACAGAUAUCCGCAGUUAUCAUUCCUGAAAUAAUGUAUAAGAAGCUGCCACAGGAAUGCUGCCCUCUUCUUCUGUUUGUAAAUCCCAAGAGUGGAGGACUGAAAGGGAGAGAUCUCCUUUACAGUUUCCGGAAACUUCUAAAUCCUCACCAAGUCUUUGAACUGACCAGUGCGGGGCCUCUGCCAGGGCUGCAUACUUUCCGUCAGGUGCCGCAUUUCCGGAUCCUGGUGUGUGGAGGUGAUGGGACAGUUGGCUGGGUCCUGGGUGUACUGGAAGAGAUCAGACACAAACUAGCCUGUUCAGAGCCAGCCAUUGGGAUAGUGCCUCUAGGAACAGGUAAUGACUUGGCCAGGGUGCUGCGCUGGGGUGCAGGCUACAGUGGGGAGGACCCCCAUUCUGUGCUCAUGUCCUUGGAUGAAGCAGAAGAGGUGCUGAUGGACCGCUGGACUAUUUUGCUGGAUGCCCAAGAGGCUGUUGACGAGGAUAAGGAGAAUGGCAUCACGGAGCCAGAGCCACCAAAGAUCAUACACAUGAACAAUUACUGUGGACUGGGCAUUGAUGCAGAGCUGAGUCUUGAUUUUCACCAUGCCAGGGAAGAGGAGCCGGGCAAAUUUAACAGCAGGUUUCAUAACAAAGGGGUGUAUGUUAAAGUGGGGCUGCAGAAGAUCAGCCACACUAGAAAUCUGCACCAACACCUGCAGCUGCAGGUGGACCAGCAUGAGGUGGAGCUGCCCAGUAUUGAAGGGCUCAUCUUCCUCAAUAUUCCCAGCUGGGGAUCUGGAGCUGACCUGUGGGGGUCCGACAGCGAUGGCCGAUACGAGAAGCCACGGCUUGAUGAUGGCUUACUGGAGAUAGUGGGAGUCACUGGUGUGGUGCACAUGGGCCAAGUCCAGGGUGGUUUGCGUUCUGGAAUCCGGAUUGCUCAGGGGGCCUACGUGCGUCUCACAAUUAAAAAGCCCAUUCCUGUCCAGGUUGAUGGAGAGCCUUGGAUUCAGCCACCGGGGGAAAUUAUAAUCUCUGCAGCAGGACCUAAGGUUCACAUGCUAAGGAAGUCCAAAGUGAAGCAGAAGAAGCAAUCAGGGAGUUUGAAAGAGUCGAGAACGGACAGCCUAACACUUUCUGAAGGAGUAAACUGAACACUAGCGGAGUCUUUCAACCCCACUGGUUUGAGAAAAAAAGAUUGUUAUUACUAAUGGUGGAGACUUCAGCAAAAGGACAGAGGACAUCUAAGCUCAGAGGGAUUACUGUAGGUCAUUUCAACCAUCUGUCAUUAUUUUAUAAAUAUUUUAUUGUCCAUGCCUUCAGUACAAAAUACCAGUAUUUUCAGACUAGGUAUGGUUUAAAAUGGUCAACUUGUUCUGUGAUGGCAACCAAUAACUCCAGGUGUUUUCUGUCUUUUGCCAAACUGGUGUACAAAUUACUCAAUACCUGUCUAAUCGUAGUUUUCAGUCAUUUUACAAAAACAAGAAGGUUAAAUGAUUGGUUAAAACCCUAGUUCUAGUAAAGUUUUUGCAGUAAAAACCCAAUGGACAACUCAUAAGGAAACUCAGUGCAAAAAAAGGCUUUUAUUUUAACUACACAAUGUUCUACUGUGAAGUGCCUCAUACCAGAGCUUCACAUUACUGUAGGUGCUACUUUAUUUCAUUUUCCAUUUGCUGCAUUUGAAAUGGAUCUCCAGAACAGAUUUGGCUUCUACCUAACAGUUUGCAGCUUUGUAAAUGUUAUAUUCAUAUGUAACUAAAAAUUUAAAUGUAGGGCCCUUUGGAAGAUCAUUUCCAAAUUUUAGAGGUAACGUUUACUGUGAGUUUGUUAUAAAUUUACAAAUUAGCUGCAGACAAUUCCAUUUAUUGAGAGAUUAUGUUUAGAAAUUCGGAAUGUACUUGUGCUCUUAAAGUAUAUAAUCCAAAUAUGAAGUCCACUUUGGGGGACCAAGAAAAUUGUCCAUUUUAAAUAAGUAGACCUGUAUUGUGUUAUGUAAUUUUUUUUUUUUUUUUUUGAGAGUGGAACUACUUUUUAGUGGCUUAUAUUGCUGUGGGUGGACAUUUGUUUUGCACUCAUGAAUCUAAUGAAUCUGUAGGUACCCCUUUUGUGCACUGGAAAGUAAAAUACAAUAACAACAAAAGAAACAGUUAAUACACUUUAGAAUUACAGAUGAAAUACUGAAAAUAUUGCAUGAAACGUAAACAAUAACACAGGUUUUACUGUACUGCCUUCAACAACUUGAGAAUCGGUUAGAGCAACACACAUUUUCAGGUGUGUUAUUGCACUUGUAAAAUGACUUCUGGUGUAUGGAAUUAAAUGAGGGCCAAACCAAUUUUUGUAACUAUUUUGUAAUAUAAUUUAUGAUUUUAUAUACAAUAUUGGUAAAUAAAUAAAUAAAUAAAUAAAAGUUAACCCCAUUAACAAACCAGUUCAAGGGGGAAAAAAAUAAGAAAUGUUUUCCUAAAAUGAAUGUCAGAGUUCAAGGGUAUCCCUUAGAUAUACUUCUCCCUUGAACACUGGCCACGGGAAUGCAAUGUCUUUGGUGUCUAGCUAGGUUCGCAUUAACUCUUUUCCAUAUCAUUCACAAAAUAAUAAUAAAAAAAAUUGUCACAAAACUUAAGAAUAUAUGUGCAAUAUUAUGUUAUUCUAAUAAUAUUUUGCAAUUAACAGCAAAACCCUCCACUCUGCUCUUUUUAAAUAAUAAUAAUAAUAAUAAAAAACUUUAUAUAACAUUCUUAUUUUCACAGGCACUUCUGCAUUUCAAGUAUAUCAUUUGUACAAAAAAACAUUAAGCACAGUCUACUGUUUUAUAGUUUUAAAAAAAAAGAAAACAUGCCAAUACAGCUGUAACCAAUAGUGCCCUUUUUGCAUUUGUGUACCAAAUAAAGUAUGAGAAUAUUCAGGGCUGCCAUGAGUUGAGCCUUAAGUAACAUAACAAUAACCCUAUUGAAAUGACUUAAUGUGUUCCCCAAAACAAAAGAUUACUUAAAAA
This is a messenger RNA of Polyodon spathula (Mississippi paddlefish), 5826 nucleotides long. RefSeq names its product diacylglycerol kinase theta-like. The record is from RefSeq and is a predicted model, not a curated record. The coding region runs from base 1208 to 3988 and encodes 926 amino acids. The transcript has 23 exons. Gene Ontology annotation, biological process: intracellular signal transduction; diacylglycerol metabolic process; lipid phosphorylation. Gene Ontology annotation, molecular function: ATP-dependent diacylglycerol kinase activity. Lineage: Eukaryota; Metazoa; Chordata; Actinopteri; Acipenseriformes; Polyodontidae.